AUGUCGUCAAUGCCGAAAUUGUCAACCGUCAUUUCGUGGCUGAUAUACCUCGUGCCCGUGUACCUCUUCGUCCUGAACCCGCUCCUACAACAAUUCCUCCCAAGCUCCUUCACCCCCUGGGACACCAGCGACGCAUUUGGAUCCUGGGACGACACAGCCCCAGGAAUCAACGUCACAGACGACAGCUUCAUCAGCCCAGAGGAUGGCGUCCCGUUCAAUUGCGCCGGCGAGCCGGAGGGCCUGAACAAAUACACCCCCUCCAUCGUCUACGACGGUAAAACCGAACGAGUCGAUCCAACAAAGCGCCUCUCCGACCGAGCCCUCCUCGACCGCGACGACACAGUCCGCUGCCUCGAAGAGCGCGCCCGCGCAUUCCAGGGCUGGCGCCCAAAUCUCUAUAUCGAGCGCAUGUGGGCGCAGCGCUAUAAUGCUUCCGGCCACUACCGGCACCACUAUGACUGGACCGGGUCGUUGGCGCGCGGCGGCGACCGCCUCAGUACAUUUAUGGUCUACCUCGGCGCAGACUGCGAGGGCGGGGGAACGAAUUUCCCGCGCCUGCAGAUGCCGGUCGGGAAGCAGUGGUGCCGGUUUUUGGAAUGCGAGGAUGAGGCCACGGAUGAAGGGGGGAAGGAUGGGAUCACGUUCAAGCCGAUCAAGGGGAAUGCGGUCUUUUGGGAGAAUCUUCGGGCCGAUGGGACUGGGUAUACCGAAACCUGGCACGCUGCGUACCCCGUUACGUCUGGGACCAAGGUUGGGUUGAAUAUCUGGAGUUGGUAUCAGCCCCCGAGGAGGAAACUGGGGUGA
Molecule: messenger RNA, 804 nt
Organism: Penicillium manginii
Lineage: Eukaryota; Fungi; Ascomycota; Eurotiomycetes; Eurotiales; Aspergillaceae
Product: oxidoreductase, 2OG-Fe(II) oxygenase family
Exons: 3
Coding region: 1-804 (267 amino acids)
Biological process (GO): peptidyl-proline hydroxylation to 4-hydroxy-L-proline
Cellular component (GO): endoplasmic reticulum
Molecular function (GO): procollagen-proline 4-dioxygenase activity; iron ion binding; L-ascorbic acid binding
Source: RefSeq, a predicted model, not a curated record